Messenger RNA from Exophiala bonariae, 1263 nucleotides. RefSeq lists its product as uncharacterized. NCBI's taxonomy places the organism in Eukaryota, Fungi, Ascomycota, Eurotiomycetes, Chaetothyriales, Herpotrichiellaceae. The coding region runs from base 1 to 1263 and encodes 420 amino acids. The record is from RefSeq and is a predicted model, not a curated record. The transcript has 4 exons.
AUGUCUUUGCAGUUGCGUCCCCGGAUCGCGACUCAGUCGACUUUCUGGGCGCCGGAGUCACUUUUAAACGGCUGGCAAGAUGUUCAAAUUGAGCAGUGCGCGUUGACAGCCUUCUUUCGGAAUUAUACGGUGUCACCCGCAGAUCAUUCACUUUCAGGCGGCUAUCUCGAUGGCCUGCAGUUUCUUCUGAACGAGGCUAAGCCGCAAAGCGAAAUGCUUCAGGCUUCAACAGUCAUUGCUUUGGCCAGCCUCGGCAAUCGACGUAAUAUAUACCCUCUUCUGGUGAGAGCAAGAUUGCUAUAUCUAAAUCUUUUGCGAUCAUUCAAUGCCACCCUAUCAUCGGACUCGGCAUCCAAAAAUGUGGUUCAGCAAUUCACAACUGCCAUCCUACUGGGUCUGUAUGAGAUCAUCACAGCAGAUGUGGCGAAUUCUAAGAAUCAUAUAGCUCAUGCUAGAGGUAUUGCUGCAAUACUGAACACAACAACCUCGCCAGUCGAUCUGGCGAAUUCCGGAAAGUUGUUCCACAUUGCCAAUGCACUCUGGUAUCACGAUCCGUUGAAUUUCCAAAGGCCGAAAAGUUUGGCUGUCGUUUGCGAUAGGUUCUCCAUCAACACAUGCCCUGCAGUCAAUACGAUUGUCAGCGACAUUCAUCCGGUUUUGCAAGAUGCUGAAGUGAUUCUGGCCAGCCCCUCAGCUCUAUCGGAUGACCUCCGCACGGUACUGCAGAAGGUUAUUAUUCUUGACAAAGAAUUUUCCAAAUGGGUACUAAGGCAGCCCGAUGCAUGGCAACCAAGAAGUCUCAGAUCUGAAAUUGGUCCAUCUCUGUCUUAUCCUAGCUGGUGGCCAGGAAGAUUGGACGUAUACCUCGAUUUAUAUGUUGCAGCAGCAUGGAAUGUCUUUCGCAAAACCCGUCUUAUGCUCCUGGACAUUAUGGUACGAUGCCUAUCUCGACUCCAGGAGAAAGACACCUACGGCCAGAAGCAGGCAGAAGCCACAGCUCUGGCUUAUCAGAUCAUGGCAUCCAUCCCAUUUCAUGUCGCAGAUAAUGUUGAAACCCUCUCUGAGCUUGGUCAUUCAACGACGGUGACGGUGAAUCCAGGGAGAGCGGUUGGUGGCCUACUACUGAUGCACCCUCUUUACGUGGCAGCAAACCUCUCAAUAGUUCCACGGCAUUUGCAAGAUCAGAUGAGAGAUUGUUUAGCAUGGAUUGGUGAGAAUAUGGGCAUUGGACAGGCUGCCGUAUUUUCGAAGGUCAGCACAUAA